Messenger RNA from Oncorhynchus mykiss (rainbow trout), 720 nucleotides. The record is from RefSeq and is a predicted model, not a curated record. Lineage: Eukaryota; Metazoa; Chordata; Actinopteri; Salmoniformes; Salmonidae.
AUGCAUGCACCCACCAAGACCCCCCCACCAACACCCACACCAAGACCCCCCCACCAACACACCCACCAAGACCCCCCCACCAACACCCACACCAAGACCCCCCCACCAACACCCACACCAAGACCCCCUCACCAACACCCACACCAAAACCCCCCCACCCCCACAAACACCAAGACCCCACACCAACACCCCCACAAACACCAAGACCCCCCCCACCAACACCCACCAACACCCACACCAAGACCCCCCCACCAACACACCCACCAAGACCCCCCCACCAACACCCACACCAAGACCCCCCCACCAACACACCCAUCAAGACCCCCCCACCAACACCCACACCAAGACCCCCCCAACAACACCCACACCAAGACCCCCCCACCAACACCCACACCAAAACCCCCCCACCAACACACACAGCCAAGACCCCCCCACCAACACACACCAAGACCCCCAUACCAACACCCCCACACACACCAAGACCCCCACACCAACACCCCCACAAACACCAAGACCCGCCCCCACCAACACCCACCAACACCCACACCAAGACCCCCCCACCAACACACCCACCAAGACCCCCCCACCAACACCCACACCAAGACCCCCCCACCAACACACCCACCAAGACCCCCCCACCAACACCCACACCAAAACCCCCCCACCAACACCCACACCAAGACCCCCCCACCAACACCCACACCAAGACCCCCCCACUAA